AUGUCUAAGGACAAAUCCAAAAUGCUUGCUCGGAAAAAUCUUGCGAGGGAUGUGAAGAGGCUCGAAAGAGAAUUCAAAAUCGUCAAAACCGAGAUCAAGAAGAUUAAGGAAAUGCUGAUAGACUUGCUUAGGCAAUUUGGCUGUGAAUAUCAGGGAGUGAAUGAGAUACAGUCGAUAGCGAAAACGGCUUCUAUCCUGACGGCUGCUUUUCUUUUCUCGGGCCCCACUGCCAAGGGUCUAGCGUGA
Molecule: messenger RNA, 246 nt
Organism: Penicillium waksmanii
Lineage: Eukaryota; Fungi; Ascomycota; Eurotiomycetes; Eurotiales; Aspergillaceae
Exons: 2
Coding region: 1-246 (81 amino acids)
Source: RefSeq, a predicted model, not a curated record